AUCAGAGCUACGUGCACAUUGCCUUUUGUUCUCGCGCCCCCGGCGGCCAGCCGACGGGCCAGCAGCAGCACAGAGACUUCUUUCACCGGCACCGUUUGUUCUUCACCACUGGUCCGUACUGUACGCCCGGCAGGGUACGUCCCCCUCCUUCAGCUGGGCGGAAACGCUGCUGCGCCGCUGCAACCAACAUUAGGAGAGACUAGACGAGUGAACCCGAAAUGACUCGGCCGGAUGGGAGGCUUUGCGUACGUAUUUACGCACACUGGAUCUUCCAAUCAUGAGUCAGAGAGAAGUGGAGGCUUUGAAACGUGCCGGUGAAGUCGUACCAGUUGUAACAAUAAAACACAGAUAAAAGGGAGGACCAAACAAUUAAUAUAAAAAGAGGGCAGGAGAAGAAUGGUUUGUUGGAUACACGGGGCUGGCACACAUCACACAUAACGAGUAUUUACACAGGUUGUCUUCAGAACAGGACUGACAGGCAGCUCAGUCUGAGAGUGGUUCUCGUCAAAAGCUCUUUGAAUAUCUGAUCAAUCUUCUUUCGUGCAGCAAAGAUGGAGCGGAUGGAGGAUGAUAAGCCCAAGAAGAAGGUGACACCUUACCUGCUCUACUGUGUUUCAACUGCAGUCAUCGGAUCACUGCAGUUCGGCUACAACACAGGGGUCAUCAAUGCACCAGAGCAGAAACUGCGCAGGUUUUUCCAGAAUGUGUCCACGGAGCGGUAUGGGGAGCCUUUCAGCAGUGACACUAACACCAUGGUUUGGAGUUUUGCUGUUGCCAUCUUUAGUGUAGGAGGGAUGAUCGGGUCCUUUUCUGUCGGAGCAGUUGUCAACAAAUUUGGCAGGCGUAAGUCCAUGCUGCUGGCUAACAUCCUGGCUGUCCUCGGCGGGGGUCUGAUGGGACUGUCGUCUGUGACACGAUCUUAUGAGGUUGUCAUUAUCGGCCGGUUGAUCAUUGGUGUGUUCUGCGGUCUGUGCACUGGUCUGACCCCCAUGUACGUGGGAGAGAUCAGUCCCACUGCAGUAAGAGGAGCCUUCGGCACGCUGCACCAGCUUGGUGUGGUUAUUGGCAUCUUAGUGGCGCAGAUCUUCGGUCUAGAGUCUCUGCUCGGCUCAGACACUCUGUGGCCCCUGCUGUUGGCUCUGACUAUCCUGCCCGCCGUACUGCAGACCAUCAUGCUUCCCUUCUGCCCUGAAAGCCCCAGAUAUCUGCUCAUUGUUCUCAACCAGGAGGAAGAGGCAAGAAAAGCACUGGUGCGUCUUCGAGGUCAUGAAGACGUGAACGAUGACAUUCAGGAGAUGAAAGAGGAAGGGAUGAAGAUGGCCAUGGAAAAGAAAGUGACCAUUCUCGAACUCUUCCGCUCUCCAAACUACCGUCAGCCCAUAAUUAUCGCCAUCAUCCUGCAGCUCUCCCAGCAGCUGUCUGGCAUCAAUGCUGUCUUUUACUACUCUACUAGUAUAUUUAAGGACGCCGGUGUUACUCAGCCCAUUUACGCCACCAUAGGAGCUGGAGUGGUCAACACUGUGUUUACUGUUGUCUCUCUCUUCUUGGUUGAACGGGCUGGACGAAGGACGUUGCACCUGAUUGGCCUCGCUGGAAUGGCAGUCUGCGCCCUCCUUAUGACCAUCUCUCUGUCUUUGGUGAAGACCAACGAGUCUCUAAGCUACUUGGCCAUAGUGGCUGUGUUCGGCUUUGUUGCCAGUUUCGAGAUGGGUCCAGGUCCCAUCCCAUGGUUCAUUGUGGCAGAGCUUUUCUCCCAGGGGCCCCGGCCGGCUGCCAUGGCUGUCUCUGGUUUCUCCAACUGGACCGCUAACUUCCUUGUGGGACUAGGUUUCCCUAAACUGGCGGAACUGUGUGGUCCUUAUGUCUUCAUCAUCUUCCUGGUCCUCCUCAUCCUGUUCUUCAUCUUCACAUUCUUGCGAGUGCCUGAGACCAAAGGAAGGACCUUUGAUGACAUUGCCCAGGGAUUUGCUUCCGGUGCAGGAAAACCCGCCACAUCCACGGAUCCCGAGGCUAUGGUGGUCGGCCUGCCAGAGAACAAAGACCUAGCACCCAUGUCGCCUACGGAAAAGGUCCCGAUGGUGGAUGUGCCUCCAGAGAAGUAAAAAGAAAGAUGUUUAGAUCUCUAAGGAAGACUUAGCUUACAAAGCAGAAUGGUUCAAGCAAAUAGAGAUUGUGAGGAGUUAUAUAUCCUAACUCAGAAAUAAUGCAAGAGAUGUGUGGUGUUCUCUAGAAAGAGCCACCUUAGUGCAUUAACACAGACGUAAGGUUUUAGUCGUUUUAAUAUGUGUUUUAAGAGUGCCUUUUUAAAUUAUAUGAUGUGUGUUCUUUAAAUAUGCCCUGUUACAAAAUGCCUAAACAUUUCUCAGAAUUCCCAGUAAUCCUACUUAAAACAUGGGUCAAACUUAACUGAAUUACUGGUGCUUAAUAUUUGUUGACAUUCCCAGGGCCAGCUCUGUGCAUAUUGCCAUAUAAGAGGAUCAACAUAUGUUCAGUGUUAAGUCCCAGGUCCUCAGCUACCCCCCACUGUUUAAAGGUUGCAGGAUUUGGGGGUUUUAUGUAUUGAGGUCAAGCCUGAAAAGCCGGUUUUGGAGCCUCUGUAGGUUGACCCAAAAAAAAAAAAAAAGAAAAAGACUGAUUUCCUGUCCUGUUUGCCUGCUGAUGUGCCUUGCUGCUAAGAGGGAGGGAGUCAUGCUGCCUUAAGUUGGCAGGAUAAACAUGGAGGAGGUGCUGCAGAUUUUAAAAUAAAAAAAACAUGUAAGCAUUUAGAAAACAAGUAAUACCUAUUCUUAUCCUGUAGCACAUUGUCCCUGAGAAAAGAGGACGUUUGUGUUGGAGUGUCUUUGAAUUCAGCAGCAUUUGUGCUGAUAAUAACAAGUAACAACAAGGACAUAGUUUUAAUUAGCUCUGUCUGCAUCAACUACAUUGUUGGUAUUGAGAUUUAGUUGAUUUAGGUCUAGUCAAGCACUGUCCAGCCUUAACAAGGUCUUGUUUUAGGCUUUCUGCUCUGAAAAAACACAACCUAACCUCUUGGGUUUUCUAUUUUAUUACAAGGUACAGACUGAAUGUCAGAAAACAUAACUUUUUAUAGUAGCAUUACCGCACUUGGACACAAAACUCAGGUGGCUACUUGUGUUACACUGUAUAUUUCAUUUCUGACUCUUAAGGUAUAGAAAUGCAUUGAUCCUUCCCUGUACUUGAAACGUUUUGAUGUUAUCCAUACAAAGCAGUAGCUUUCAUUAAAUAUAAUAUCUUACAAAAUAUAAAAAAGUGUUAUAUCAAAUUAAAAAUGCUUGCCAGUAUUUCACAGUUAUUUGAGGGAUAGAUUGACACAUACUGUAUAAGUCUGAUAAUAUUUACUUAACCACAGGUAUGUCAGUCUAAAAGGAUAUUAGCCAUGUGGGAUAACGUUAAAUAACACUAUAUGGAUUGUGUUCGCUUUGAUGGUUAACGCACAAAAAUGCCUCUUCAUAUAUAUAUAUAUAAAUAUAUGUUUCUAAUGAUCUGAAAUCAUGUGUAUAUAUUGUACAAUCUCCACUUACUGCCAUGUGAUCAACUAUUACAGCACAGUUUACAUGCUUAUAAGUAUUAUGCCAGUGUUUUGUACAUCUGUAUCUUCCUCUGGAUGUUCACGUGUUCAUUAGGAAGCACUUUUCCAUGUUCAAGCUUAGUAGUGUCUCAUUUGCACUUUUGCAGUCGGACUACUUCCAAAUGAUUGCUUAUGUUUGUGCCUCUCUGUUGCUUGUAAAUAUACUGUGUGUUCAGGUGUGUGCAUUGUUUUGGCAGUUAUUUGUUUCUCAUUAUCCAUUCUCAUCAAUGUUACAUCCACUGAUUUGUCUUGCACUCCGCAAAUACUGUUACUAUGGUGAAUGUCACAGGAGGCAGAGAAGUGACACAGGCUGAGUGUGAGUGAGUCAGAAAAGCCAUGACCUUUACUGUAUUAUUUUUCUUUUAUAACAUCUUCUGUUCGCCUGCUGUAAUAAUAUGAGUGAUGCUUGCUUUGAGAAACUGAAAAGGAAAUAAAAUGUGCCACCUUUUAAGGGAA
Messenger RNA from Notolabrus celidotus (New Zealand spotty), 4042 nucleotides. RefSeq names its product solute carrier family 2 member 3b (gene slc2a3b). Gene Ontology annotation, molecular function: hexose transmembrane transporter activity. Gene Ontology annotation, biological process: response to insulin; monosaccharide transmembrane transport. The record is from RefSeq and is a predicted model, not a curated record. NCBI's taxonomy places the organism in Eukaryota, Metazoa, Chordata, Actinopteri, Labriformes, Labridae. The coding region runs from base 552 to 2102 and encodes 516 amino acids. The transcript has 11 exons. Gene Ontology annotation, cellular component: apical plasma membrane; basolateral plasma membrane.